AUGCCCAACGGAGGUUGUGGAUGCUGCGGUAGAAGUAACUACUCCGUGUGCUGCUACAGCACCAAGAAGUCGUGCUGCAAGACGCAGUCGUGCUGCCCGCCCAUGCAGUACUGCUGCCCCAGCCCCUGCUGCAUGCCCAUGCAGUACUGCUGCUACAGCAUGAACAACAACAGAGGCUGCUGCGGCAGCCACACGGGGGGCUUUGCCUACCCCACUACCAACAACAUGCCCAACGGAGGUUGUGGAUGCGGCCAUGGAAGUAACUACUCCGUGUGCUGCUACAGCAGCCCCAAGUGCUGCAAGACGCAGUCGUGCUGCCCGCCCAUGCAGUACUGCUGCCCCAGCCCCUGCUGCAUGCCCAUGCA
Phaethon lepturus (White-tailed tropicbird) is the source of this 365-nucleotide messenger RNA. Its product is annotated as keratin-associated protein 5-5-like. The annotation marks the transcript as partial. The transcript has 2 exons. The record is from RefSeq and is a predicted model, not a curated record. NCBI's taxonomy places the organism in Eukaryota, Metazoa, Chordata, Aves, Phaethontiformes, Phaethontidae.